This is a messenger RNA of Cololabis saira (Pacific saury), 3119 nucleotides long. RefSeq lists its product as uncharacterized. Bases 268 to 2442 code for a protein of 724 amino acids. The record is from RefSeq and is a predicted model, not a curated record. Lineage: Eukaryota; Metazoa; Chordata; Actinopteri; Beloniformes; Belonidae. The transcript is spliced from 13 exons.
UUAGAUCAACACAACGGAAGUAGGAAAUAUUUCCACGAACGCCUCGUUAGCGCAUCAAUCCCUUCUCUAAUUUGGUUUAAUAUAGUUUAAAACAACAGCACAACCUGCAAGUGUUAGUGAGAACAGACCGCGUAAUUGCUAGUUACCUGACCAAAAUAGGUUGUGCUAUUUAAGUAGAAACUCGUAGUUUUUCGUUGUUCUGCCAGCUGAGCGUUUGCUAAGCUAAUAGUCAUAGAUUUACGCAGAAAAGUGAAAGAAGGUGCAAAAAUGAACAAUUUUGAGACUCCUUACGACGAAGAGGCUGAGUUUAUUGAAUGCACGAUCUGUGACAAAUCCCUAAGGGGUGAUACCUUGUACAAGAUCCACCUGACCACAACAGGACAUUUAAAGAAAGAGGAAGACCUUAUUGCUUCGGGGCUGGCUGUCAGAAAACACACUAUACCCAAGUUUGACGACAUUGUAUCCUAUCUUGAUUACCUAAACCUUAACGAGCCUAUUAUUGGUUUGAGCUAUUUGGAAAAAAUUCCUCAAAAUUCCUCUGAUGACCCUCAAAAUGGCCCCACGUACGUGUGUGGGUUGUGUAACCUGCCUGCAGUCCUCAUGGAGAUGGUCUCCCAUGUGAUUGGACGUAGACAUAGGCAGAAAUACAUGGAAACGAAAAGGCCAGAUUUGGUGACCUGGGAUAGCCAAAAUGUAAAAACCCAAGUGGGGAAGAUCAUACGAGCCAAAGCCGAAGUAAUUGAAAGGCAAGAUGGACGAGGAACUCCGAAGUCCAUUGUGAGAAAAGGACCUAAGGGCCAGUUAAAUACCUCAACAGUUUAUCCAAAGCAGGGGCAAAAUAGAGGUCGAGGCAUCCAAGAGAGACCCAUACCAGAUGCGCCACCACACCUGCCUGAUUUCAACGAUCAUCGCAAUAGACAGAAGAGCCUCGGUCAUCUUAACAACCCCUCACUCUAUCCCGAUGAACCCAACAGAAACUGGAACAGACAGUUUCAGGGGGAGAACUUGAGCUACCAAGACCGCACUGGAGAUGGGCUGGGAGGAGCAGAUUACAUGAAAGGCCUUCAGUACAGGGAAGACUACAACAAAACUGAAUAUUAUAGUCCAUCUGAAGAUGUUUAUGUUGAAGAUCCAAAAAGAAGGGAUGUACUUCAGCAACGUGAUGUUUCCAGGUACGAUUAUAGGGAGCAGAUGUCUCAUGGCCAGGGUCAAGACCACUACAUGGCAGAGGGGCCGUCUUAUAAAAGAAAGUACCCAGAAAAUUAUACUUCAGAGGCGUUAUACUCUGGGGAAGCUGAGCGCGGGCAAGCUUAUUCCCAGGGAUACCAGCCCUCCCAGCCAGCAUACUCUGAAUGGGAUAAAAGUCAGCGGUCCGUGGAAAGGGAUCCCACUAGACACAACAGUAUGAACAGGGCACACAGGCAAGAAUCAGAUGAACCAGAAGUUAAGAGGAGGAACUUAUCCGCACCUUUGGAGAGUGGCCAGUCACGUGACUACUUGUUAGACGCAAUCAGAGAUUAUCAUCAUGGAAUGAGAAGACCAUUUCAAGAGGGGGCAUUAGAUAACCCCGGGCCCAGCAGAGCCCCUGCCACUCAGAGACGUGUCAGCGUUACCAGCACCAUCUCUAACAUCCCAGAGCCCUUCAGGCGUUUUCUGAAAGGAGGGGGAAAUGAUGACGGACAGGGAAAGAGAAAAAGUCGCUUCUCUGAUGCCAGUCCAGAGGAAAUGCAAAUGACCAGUGGCAUGCUCAAUGAUGGAUAUGGGCAUCCAUAUCCACAGACUGGUGGGAAUCCUAGAUCAGCUGGUGCGCCGUUUAGACCGGAUAUCAGUGCAACACAGAACUCCGGCAGCUACAGGGAGCCACAGGGGCCACCUAUCACCAAAAGCUACCACAGAGGAGGCUCUGAGUCAGAGGAUGUCUUUGAUGUGCUGAAAAACAUUGAAAUUAAGAAUGCAGAUGAGGCCGACUUCCUGAAAAGCAAACUUUGCCAUCUUCUGAAAGAAUUCAAGUCCAAAAAACUGGAAACGUCUACGCUGCCUCAACAACAUCAGUACGAGAGGUCCAACAAAGAAGAUUCUGACCUCAGACGUACAGAGGACCUUGAUUUUAGCAGCAAUCGCAGAGGGAGUUGGAGGCAGCGUGAGGCCUUACCACAGGGGCCCCCCCAGGAAUACCAACAUCCUCUACACGGGGAGCCGAGGCACUCGGGGCGCCCAAGCAGAGGCUCUUAUGAAGAUGAGCCACAGCGUUAUCCUGAAAGGUUUCAAGAACCCAUGCGCUCUCGUGACCACCAGCCUGGGGGUGACGGGUUUUUUGACUCUCGUUCCUCUGCACGGCCCCUCAACAUGGAACAAGGGAAUCGAAUGCCCAGUGGUCCGUCUUUUAGUACCAAUCUGGACAAAUUCACCUCUGCCCUUUUGGAAUUUGUGGCAAGAAAAUGAUCAUCAUAAUUUCCUCAGUAAUUUUGUAAAAUACACAUUCUCACUUUUUAUGUAACCAUUUGACUUUAAUGGACUAUUAGAAGUAAAAUGUCUAGGCACAUCAAGAAUUAUGAAAUGUUCAAGUCUGAGUGUCUCUAAUAAAACAAUUUUCCUCUGUAGCCAUUAUUUUCUCUGUCAGUUAUUUUCUAUGACUCAUUCACAGCAAGAAUUGUACUAUGUUUGCUAUUGUAGUUCAAAGUUGAUCCCAAAUUUUGCACUUUGGACUGUUUCUGAAGUUCUGUGUUACAGUGAAUGUUUAACAAUUAUAAGAGUUAAAUGAUUAUUUUACAUUGAUGCAAAAUAAAAUACCACGUAAAAUCAAUCCAAAUAUCACUGCAGCAGUUUUGUUUUUAUCCGGUUAUGUAUUCCAUUAACCUAAUAAUCAACGGUGUCAAGUAACGAAGUACAAAUACUUUGUUACCUUAAGUAGAAAUUAUGGUUAUCUAUACUUCACUGCAGUAAUUAUUUUUCAAAGGACUUUUUACUUUUACUCCUUACAUUUUAAAAACAGCCUCGUUACUCUAUUUCAUUUUGGCCUUUUAAAAAAAAAAAAAAAACUAUCCAGUUAAAUUGCUCCAUCCGGAUAGAGUGAAUUUGGUUGUGGUUGUUUCAGAUGUUCUUGUCCAGUUUUGUUCUUA